AUGUCGACAGAAGAAGAUAAUUUCGAUAUCGACAUCUACGGAGAGGAAUCCGCACAUGGCCAGGGGGGCGGCGACGAGUACUAUGAUGAGGACGACCACACCUUCACCGUCGACGAACCCGAGCCUGAGUCUAAGGCACCACCAUUUAAAACAGAAACGACCCCCGUGGACGGCAUGCACUCUGAGGAGACAAAGCCCCCACAGGGCGUCAAAAGGAAGACUCCUUCCGACGAGCGACACAUUGACUCCGACGCCACGACUGCACUGAUGGUUUCAGACCUGCAUUGGUGGACCACCGAAGACGAAUUGCGAGCUUGGGCAAACCAGGUGAAUGCUGAGACCGAGCUGAGAGAGAUCUCCUUCUCGGAACACAAGGUCAAUGGCAAGAGCAAGGGCCAAGCAUACCUCCUCUUCCAGUCGGCUCAGUCCGCCACUGCUGUCAAGCACAAAGUCGAGUCUCUGACUGAUGGCGCAGGCCAGGCACGCAAGUUCAGUGUCAUCUUCACCGGCCCUUCUUCCAACCCAUUCAAGACUAUGCCCAAGGAUGCGCCCGCGCGCAACAAGGAGGAGCGGCCGUCUCGAGGUGCAUACAACAGUGGCUAUUCUCGUGGCGACUACUCCGAUCGAGGCUCGUUUCGUGGGCGUGGUCGAGGCUAUGAUCGAGGAGGCUACAAUCGCAACUUCUCUGGCUCCAGCAGCGGACCCGGGUACAACAACAAUGCAUACGGAAACAACAUGGGUAUGAUGAACAAUUUUGGAUUCAACAACCGGGGAAAUAUGAUGGGUGGGAAUAUGCGAGGCGGUAACAUGGCCAUGAGGGGUGGGAGAGGUGGAAAUAUGGCCAAUAUGAUGCCCAUGGGGCCCAUGGGCGCCAUGCCAAACCUGGCCAACCCUAUGAUGAUGGCUGGUAUGGGUAUGCAAGGCUUUCAAGGCAACCAGUUCGGGCCUGGCAUGUUCGGUGCCGGUUUCGGUGGCGACUGGGGCCAGCCUGGAGCGAAAAGACAGCGGCAGGAAUGA
Molecule: messenger RNA, 1017 nt
Organism: Cyphellophora europaea CBS 101466
Lineage: Eukaryota; Fungi; Ascomycota; Eurotiomycetes; Chaetothyriales; Cyphellophoraceae
Exons: 2
Coding region: 1-1017 (338 amino acids)
Biological process (GO): mRNA alternative polyadenylation
Cellular component (GO): mRNA cleavage and polyadenylation specificity factor complex
Molecular function (GO): mRNA binding
Source: RefSeq, a predicted model, not a curated record